AUGGGGUGGUCGGGGAGGGAGUGCGGUGCGGUGCGGUGCGCAUACGACGGGAGCACCGGGGAGGCCGGGGCCGUCGAGAUGGAGCAAGUAACCGGAUACGCCAGUGAUGAUUCCGGUAGCGAUAAUGGAUCCUCGUCAUUGAAUGCGAACCAACCUUCCGGAGACAACUAUAUGAGUCAGGAUGAAUCGUACAGUGGUAAUCUACAUGGCAAUGAUGACGAUGAGGAAUAUGAUAUAGAUGAAAAAAUUUAUGCAGAUAGUGUGAGCCAGAUAAAUGCUAAUGGUGACAAUGAGCGUAAUAAUAUAGAUGAUGACAAUGCCGAGAGCGAGGUCGAUGCAUCUCGUAGUGGGAGCGGUUGCCAAGGAGGUGUUGAUGGUCCUAGCGGGAACGAUGAGCACAGCGAUGAUGAUCAGUUUGACCUUGACAUGUGCUAUGAUGAAUAUCAGCAAGAGUCACUUGAUAGGCAUUGGUCAGUGAUGGUAAAGACAUUCAGGUCAUUAGACGAGGUGUACAUGUUCUACAACAAGCACGCGAGAGAACGUGGGUUCAGCAUCAGGAAGGACUCGCUAAAACGUUCAAAGGAUCGUGCAAGGACUGUGCGCUUGAGGAGGUAUCUCUGUUCCGCCGCAGGAAAACGACAGGCCAAGUUCUGUACCAUGGAAGGUCGGACCCGCAGGCUUAGACCGGAGAGUCGAUUCUUCUACGAAGCCCAUUUGAAAGUUAAGCUUGAUAAAAAGCUUAAUCUUUGGUAUGUCAGCAGUUUCUUCGAUGAUCACAGCCACACUCUUGCACGACCGGACGAAGUCCCUUUCCUCCGAUCUCAUAAUCAGAUCAAAGCAUUUGAGAGAGCUGAGAUCUUAGCUAUGGCUGGAGCUGGGAUAAGAAAACAUAUCAUUUUUGACAACGUCGUUAGCAGGUAUGGGUCCUAUGCAAAGUCACCGUUUCAGAGGACAAAGCUGUAUAACAUGUGCUAUAGGGAGAAGAUGAAAUUGCUUGCACAAGGUGAUGCUGAUACUGCCAUAGGAAUCAUGUUGACCAGAAAGGACAGAGAUCCAGACUUCUUCUUUGAGCACACAGUUGACGCUGAAGGCAGGCUCCAAAACCUGUUCUGGUGUGAUUCGCAGUCACGCCGGGAUUAUCUAGACUAUGGUGAUGUUGUCGUCUUCGACAGCACAGACAAGAUGAACAUGUAUGGAAUGCCGUUCAUCCCUUUUGUGGGUCUGAACAACCACCGUUGCACUACGGUAUUCGCAUGCGCCAUUGUUUCAGACGAGACUGAGGCUACAUAUGUUUGGUUGCUUAACACGUUCUUGAAAGCUAACUGUCAGAAGAGGCCCAAAUCUGUAAUUACCGAUGGAGAUGCAGCGAUGAUAAGGGCUAUCAGGAAGGUGCUUUCUGAUCUGUGGCAUCGUCUAUGUUCAUGGCAUAUUGAAAAGAAUAUGCAGAAACACCUCAACCACAAGUCAUUGAAGGAGUUCAGGGCAUUAUUGUACUAUGCCACUACACAUAAGGUUUUUGAGGAGAGAUGGGCCGCGUUUGUGCGCAAAUGGCAGACGGAGAGAAUGAAAACAUGGCUCCAUAGGAUGUACAGGAAGAGGACGCUUUGGGCUGCAUCAUAUUUGUCUGGUGGGUUUUUCCUUGGUAUGCGCAGUAAUCAGAGGAGUGAGAGUCUGAACUCCAGCCUGCACCUUCAUCUUGACUAUGGUAUGACGAUCGUUGACAUGAUUGUACACUACGAGAAUUGUAUUGUUCGCCUCCGUGAGAAUGAAGCUUAUGAUGACUACACGGCCUCACAGACUCUUCCAGUAACAGUGACUGAGUGUCAGGCCAUUGAGUCGUAUGCUGCGAAAGCAUUCACGCAGGCAAACUUUUAUAUGUUGCAACAAGAUAUGAAGAAGGUACAGGAGCUUGAGGUAAUUGAUAGACUGACAGGGACCGAUAGUCAGAGAUUUGUGGUUGCGUGGAAGAAUAACAGGGAUCACAGAUUUAAUGUGGACUAUACGCCAGAUUCUCAAAAAAAGCACGAGCUGGACUGCCCGUGA
Messenger RNA from Aegilops tauschii subsp. strangulata, 2043 nucleotides. Lineage: Eukaryota; Viridiplantae; Streptophyta; Magnoliopsida; Poales; Poaceae. The record is from RefSeq and is a predicted model, not a curated record.